AUGAUGAAUGCAAAUGGCUUUUUCUUUUUCAAGUUCAAGGAUGAAACUGGUAUGUUGAAUGUGAUUAUGGAUGGCCCUUGGAUAAUAAGGUCGCAACCGUUGUUUCUUAAUAGCUGGACUCCAAAGACAAAAUUGGAAAAGAAAGAGGUAAAGACGGUUCAAGUUUGGGUUAAAAUUCAUGACAUUCCUUUAGCCGCUUACACGGAAGAUGGUCUUCGUUUAAUUGCCACGACGAUUGGGAAACCGAAGAUGCUGGAUUCGUUCACUACGUCUAUGUGCAUGGAUGCAUGGGGUAGAAGUAGUUAUGCAAGGGCAUUGAUAGAAAUUUCGGCUGACAAAGAUUUUCGUGAAGAGAUUACAAUGGCAAUCCUAGAACCUGAGGGAGAAGGAUUCAUAAAAGAAACGAUGUAUGUGGAGUACGAAUGGAGCCCGCAUAGAUGUGCUACAUGUUGCGUGUUUGGUCAUUCCUCUGAAAGUUGUCUGAAGCAGCCUAUGAAAACGAGGAAAACCUUUCAGGAGGAUCCUAACCGGAAUAUUCAAAAGUAG
This is a messenger RNA of Helianthus annuus (common sunflower), 546 nucleotides long. RefSeq lists its product as uncharacterized. The record is from RefSeq and is a predicted model, not a curated record. The transcript has a single exon. NCBI's taxonomy places the organism in Eukaryota, Viridiplantae, Streptophyta, Magnoliopsida, Asterales, Asteraceae. The coding region runs from base 1 to 546 and encodes 181 amino acids.